UGAUCACCAUGCCCCUCUGCGCGCCGGACCAGCGGCACAUGCACCUCCAAACAUUUUUUCUUGUGAUUUUUAAGGGAGAUUUUAUUUAGAGGCGGCGCUUGUUUGCUCCGGAGUAAUAGCGUCGUAGGCUGGUAACGACACUUUUUUUUUUUUUUUUAAACCUCACCUCACCACCCCCCUAGUCCCUCUUGAAAGAGUUUGACCGGGGCCAGAGUUGCUUGGUACAGGGGGGGUCCCUCAUUUAGCUCCAAACAAACCUGGAGGGGGUCGUUUUCUAAAGAAAUAUAUUUUAAAUUUUUUUUUUUUUUAUUAUUUUAUUCUUUUGUUUUUAUUUUAUUCGUAAGAUCCGACAAGCCUUUUGAGAUUUUACCCCCCUUCAGUUCUUCAGAUCAUGAACAAACUAUACGUUGGGAAUCUAAGUCCUUCGGUCACAGUCGAGGACUUGGAGCAGCUCUUCGGGGAGAGGAAGCUGCCAGCGCCCGAGCAGGUCCUGUUGAAAUCCGGCUAUGCUUUUGUGGACUUCCCCGAUCAGAACUCGGCCAUAAAGGCUAUAGACACUCUCUCUGGUAAAGUUGAAUUGCACGGAAAGCUGAUAGAGGUAGACUACUCUGUUCCCAAAAAGCUAAGGAGUCGGAAGAUCCAGAUCCGGAACAUUCCCCCUCAUCUGCAGUGGGAGGUUUUGGAUGGCCUUCUUGCUCAGUAUGGUACUGUAGAGAACGUGGAACAAGUGAACACUGACACAGAAACAGCAGUGGUGAAUGUUACAUACGCAACUAAGGAGGAAGCUAAAGUUGCCAUCGAGAAGCUGACAGGACACCAGUUUGACGACUACUCCCUAAAGGUGUCGUACAUCAUGGACAUGGAUGCUGCCUCGCCUGUCCAGGCUCCCCGAACGCGGCGUGGAGGGCGAUCCUCCCGGGACCAGGGCACCCCUCAGCCUGGACCGUCGGGAGGCUUUGGGUCGCCCCGUCUCAGACAGCCGGACUUCCCCCUGCGGAUGCUUGUGCCUACUCAGUUUGUGGGAGCCAUCAUUGGCAAAGAGGGCCUGACCAUCAAGAAUGUCACCAAACAAACCCAGUCCAAGGUGGACAUCCACCGGAAGGAAAACGCAGGCGCAGCUGAAAAACCCAUCACCAUCCAUUCAACACCCGAGGGGUGCUCCUCUGCCUGCCAGAUGAUCCUGGACAUCAUGCACAAGGAGGCGAACGAGACCAAGACGACGGAGGAAAUCCCUCUGAAAAUCCUUGCCCAUAACAGCCUGGUGGGUCGGCUGAUUGGGAAGGAGGGCCGCAACCUGAAGAAGAUCGAGGAGGAGACAGGGACCAAGAUAACCAUCUCCUCGUUACAAGACUUAACUAUUUACAACCCUGAGAGGACCAUCACAGUGAAGGGAAGCUUGGAGGCUUGUUGUAAAGCCGAGGUGGAGAUCAUGAAUAAGCUGAGGGAAGCCUACGAGAACGAUCUUGCUGCUAUAAACCAACAAGCCAACUUGAUCCCAGGCUUAAACCUGAACGCUCUGGGCAUCUUCUCCUCUGGUCUGCCGGUGGUGCCUGCUGCUGCCGGACCACGUGGUGCAGUGUCCCCUGUAGCAUCAGCAGGAUACAACCCCUUCUUAAGUCACUCUCCACAUCUCAGUGGCCUGUACGGGGUUCCUCCAGCAAGUGCCAUGCCCCACCAGCACUCACAACAGGCUCCAGAACAGGAGGUCGUCUACCUCUUUAUUCCCACUCAGGCAGUGGGGGCCCUGAUAGGCAAGAAGGGCCAGCACAUCAAACAACUCGCCCACUUUGCAGGAGCUUCCAUCAAGAUCGCUCCAGCAGAGAGCCCAGAUGUUGCUGAGAGGAUGGUCAUUAUUACUGGAACCCCAGAGGCUCAAUUUAAGGCUCAAGGUCGGAUAUUUGGGAAGCUGAAAGAGGAGAACUUCUUCUCAGGAAAGGAGGAGGUCAAACUGGAGACGCACAUCAAGGUUCCCUCAAGUGCAGCUGGCAGAGUCAUUGGCAAAGGGGGCAAGACGGUGAACGAGCUGCAGAACCUGACGAGUGCGGAGGUCAUUGUACCGCGGGACCAAACUCCUGACGAUAACGACGAGGUCUUUGUAAAAAUCAGUGGACAUUUCUUUGCCAGCCAGACUGCACAGAGGAAGAUCCGGGAGAUCAUUCAGCAGGUCAAACAGCAGGAACAGAAGCACCAGCAGGGCGCCGCCGUGUCACCGCACCACUCCAAGUGACCCGGCCAGGCGGCUCCAGUGGGCACCAGCCAAUGAAUGUAGCCCUCCCAAAACGGACAGAGACUGAGCCAGACUGAGGCCAAGGCCAAGGGGGAUGUGCAGGGCAGACCAGCAGCGGCGGCAACGGGAUCAAAACCAAAGAACUUCGCUACGGGGGGAAACAAGUGAGAGCCAAAGGCUGAGGGCAUUUAGUGCACUGCCAGCCCUGCAAGAGCAGACAGAGUGGGAGAAAACAUACUGAUAAAAAGACCAAAAAAAAAGCAACACAUAAGAGGUGGGAACUGCAUUAAUUUGAAAAAACAAUACAUCUUAUGGGUAAAAAAUAACAAACAAAAAAACCCAGGAUAUGUCGCCCUGCAUAACGUUUAUCUCUUUAGUUGGACUAACAUAGGCCUCAACUGAUCAAACAAAUAAACCUAUUAACACGAGUGCAUACAAGGCAUUUUGGAUUGACAGCGUGAGUUAGAACAAGAGCGACUCCUCUUUAUGAGAGUAUCCUUAGCAGUAUUAAUGCAGAGUAGAGAUGUAUAUUGAUACACUGAGAGUAUGCACUGUUUUUUUUUCCCUCUAUCCGAAUGACAGAACCAACCUGGUGCCGUUUUAAAUGUGGGAAUCUGUUCAGUAGACUGAGCUGAAACAGCCACAGAAAGCGAUCGAUUUGACCCCCUUUUUGUUUGCUGAAUUUAAAAUCCCUGAAAGUAAACCUGAUGAAUGGUUCUGAGUUUUUUUAACAAGCCUGUGUGUGUGCCAACGCAAAAGAUAACGUCCCCCUCCCUGCUACUCUCACUGUUCAUUUCCCAUGCUUUGCUCUUUUUCUUUAUAAAUUCUUUCUGCUAAUUUCUGCUUUCAUUGCUCUCAUCUGGCAUUGUGUUCUUAUUGCAAAGGAAGAUUUUUUUGCCUUUAGCCUUUUUGAGAAAAAAAAAAUUGAUUAAUAACUGCCACUUUCUUGUUAAAGAAAGGUGAAAUGAGAAGAAUUGUAUCACCCUCCAUGCAGUGAUGUCCUUAUAUUAAGAAGAGGCAAUGACGAUCAGAAAAAAUUAAAAAUAGAUCAAUCGCGUCUUAAAGAAGCUGCGCACCUUAGCUAGUGAGCAGGUAAUCAUUUGUUUCGAAUGUGCACUGUCACACGCUUGGCCUUAUGGGACGUCACAAGGGUCAACAUGAAGGGGUUGAGUAGAGAGCCCAGAAAAGAGGACCUUGUUAGGGUGGGAGGGCGAAAACACUCAUGGGCUUAGAGAACAGGCAUGGGCCGGUAAAUAAGAGAUAGAAUAUGCUGUCAACACGUUUUAAAACAAAAAAAGUAUUUUAUGAUCAAAUUUCUUUAUUUAAAUCUACAAAGCAGCAAGCCAUUCUACUGCUACUAAAAUACUGUUACAUAUAUUUAUUAUUACAGCUUUAUUAAAUAUUAUCUAUAGCAAAUAUUCUAUAUUAUGUAGAUAUAUAGUACAAGGGGGGAAGUUGAGCUACUUUGUCCUCUGAACAGCCAGAGAAAACUCAGGUCACACAAUCAUUUUCUCGGAUGUCUUAGAUAAAAAUAAGAGACUUUGGACAAGUCUGGCUGUAACUGUGUGAAUAUUAUUAAAGUUAGUUUUGCUAGUGUCAGAAAGGUGCUGAAAAUAAUCAUUAAAAGCACAAUAGCUUUAAGCAAUUUAGAAAUGAUCUUUUUUUGUUCAUAUUUUAAUUUAGAAAUGUCAGAGUGGAGACUAUAAACUUUUCACCAUUCCAUUUGGUGAUCAUUUUGCUGCCUCAAACAGCAUGUAUUCAGCAAAACUAAGCAGAUAACCGAAUAGCUCAACUAAGUACAGCUAGUUUGCCAUUUUCUACUCUUUUGAGUUUCAUCCUAUGCUAUAAAAAUGCAGGAUUUAGAAAUAUUGGUAGUCUUUCCAAAAUCUCUGGGUUAAAUGUCAAAUUUUUUUAGGAAACUGCAAUAGUGUGACAAUAUAAGAUCUGCCCCUAACUAGUUUUUGUAGUUUAUGACUUUUUUCCCCUGUAAAAUUUUGGUGAAUGCAUUGAAGGAAAAACACUUUCAGUAAAAAAAAA
Molecule: messenger RNA, 4264 nt
Organism: Cyprinodon variegatus (sheepshead minnow)
Lineage: Eukaryota; Metazoa; Chordata; Actinopteri; Cyprinodontiformes; Cyprinodontidae
Gene: igf2bp2a
Product: insulin like growth factor 2 mRNA binding protein 2
Exons: 16
Coding region: 392-2227 (611 amino acids)
Biological process (GO): nervous system development; regulation of gene expression
Cellular component (GO): cytoplasm; nucleus; cytosol
Molecular function (GO): mRNA 3'-UTR binding
Source: RefSeq, a predicted model, not a curated record